GAGAGUACACCCCAUAGCAAACAUUCAGUCACACAGUCGUACAGUUUCACUCAAGCUGCUCACUUCAAAAACAUUUCCUUUUCAGUCUUUCUGCUGUUUUUUAAAAUCUAUUUUUCUUGUUGUUUUCACCAGAUAUCAUCAACCUGCACAGUUUCAUUUGAUCACAUCUACUGGAUAUAUAAUUUUGCCGUCUCAAUAAGAAGAUGUCCCAGUCUAGUCUUCUGGAUUUGGAUCGAUCCAACAACACGGAGAAAUCCCGCCGGUCAAGCAGUCGCAACCAGAGCAGAUCCCAGGCCAAACAUGGGGAUGUCCUCUGUGACUUUUGCACAACAAAGAGGCAAAAGGCUGAGAAGUCCUGCUUAGUGUGCCUGGCGUCCUACUGUGAGUCCCACCUGCAGACUCACUACACCUACCCAACCCUGAUGAAGCACAAACUGGUCAAGGCUACAGGUCAGAUGAGGGAGAAGAUCUGCGCCCAGCACGACAAACUGAUGGAAGCCUUUUGUCGCUCUGAUCAGACACUAGUUUGUGUCCUGUGCAUGAUGGACGAACACAAACACCACGACAUCGUCCCGGCCGGAACUGAGAGGACAGAGAAACAAAAGCAACUUGGUCCCACGCUGCAUAAAUCUCAACAAAGAAUUGACCAGAGAAUUAAAAAGUGGCAGGAUAUGAGACAAGCGGUGGAAUCCGUCCAGCACUCUGCUCAAACGGUCCUGGAGGAGAACGAGCGGAUCUUCACUGAGCUUCUACAGCUCAUAGAACGGAAGUACAACGAUGUGAAGGAGACGAUCCGCUCCCAUGAGAAGAUCACCGUGAACCGUGGCGAGAUACUGCUGGACCGCCUAGAGGAGGAGAUCACUCUGUUGAAGAAACGACACAACAACCUGGAGAAGCUUUCACGCACUGAUGACCACAUACAUUUUCUACAGAGCUGGCAGUCUCUCUCUGGCCCCUCGGGAUACGAAGACCUGAACAACAUCAGCGUUGCUCCCCAUUACUCCUUCGACUCGGCCAAGAGAGCCAUCGCCUCAUUUAAGAUACAAGUGGAAGAAAUGAGCAAAACAGAAAUGAGCAAAAUCACAGGAGCAGUGAAGGAAGUUUAUAUCACACAAGAAGUCGAGACAAAGACAAGGAGGGAAUCGUUUCUGAAGGAGGAAACAAGAACCAGAGAGGAACCAAAAACAAGAGAAGACUUCCUAAAAUACUCUUGCCAGCUGACUUUGGAUGCCAACACUGCGCAUCCCAGCCUCCACCUCUCAGAUGGAAACAAAACAGCCACGAUGAAAAGUGAACCAAUGAACUACCCCAAUCAUCCAGAUAGGUUCGAUCACUGGCAGCAGGUGUUGUGCAGAGAGAGCAUUUCUAGCAGUCGCUGUUACUGGGAGGUGGACUGGAAGGGGACAGAGAUCGACGUGGCCGUUACCUACAGGGGAAUCCGCCGCAAAGGCAGCGGAAACGAGUGCAGUCUGGGCUGGAACGACAAGUCCUGGAGUUUGUACUGCUCUGAUGCUAAAUACACCUUUGUGCACAACAGUAAAAGCACCGACAUCUUUGGUUUGACGUCGUCUCGCAUCGGUGUCUAUCUGGACUACAUAAAUGGGACGCUUGCCUUCUACAGUGUUCCUGAUGGCAUGAGACUCCUGCACAAAGUCCAGACCACGUUCAGAGAGCCUGUCUACCCAGCUUUCAGUGUGUGGGGCUUUGGAUCUAAUAUAAAGCUGUAACCACAGGUCCCAAGGCAUGCAUGGGUUUUAGCACAGACUCGAGACAUCCCCUAUAUUUAUGGAAAGUUUAGAUGCAGGAUUUGGUUUUUCACACUUUUUAAAAGUGAUUUUUCUAUAGCCAAAAUAUUUUCUCCAUUUUGAUUGGUGUUAAUGGUAAAUUAGGUUUGUAUAUUGUCAUUUGUAUGUAAAGCAGAAUAUGAGAUUAUUAUUAUUUUGUUGUUCUUUGUAUUUUCAAGCAUUUACUGCAUAGAACAUUAAAGCAUCUUAGUAUUACCAUCAUGCUGGAAGCUAAGUGUGUGAUUCUCUUUAAAAAUGCCGCCUGUUACAAAAUGUUAGCUCAAAAUCUAUUUGAUCAAAUAUUAGAAACUUAAUGUUGAGGAUUGCAUUUUGGUAAUGUGUUUUCUUUUUCAAGAGGAGCCAGUUGAGGUGGCUCGGGCAUCUAGGAUGCCUCCUGGACACCUCCCUGGUGAGGUUUUCCGGGCAUGUCCAACCAGGAAGAGAGCUAAAGGGAGAUUCAGGACAUGUUAUAGAGACAAAGUCUCUUACCUGGCCAAGGAACGCCUUGGAAUCCCCCCCGGACGAGCUGGCCUAAGUGGCUGUGGAGAGCGAAGUCUGGGCCUCUCGACUUGCCCCCAUGACCAGACUCUGGAUAAGCAGAAGAUAAUGAAUGAAUGGAUCGAUGGAUGCUCUUUAAUGUGUGAUUGCAAAGAAGAAACCUAUUUUAUUUUUAAAAAUGUCUUUGUAGUAAAAUUCAAAAAGAAAAUGUGCAUGUUUUUAUUUUUUUAUCUUUGUAGUGCAUUUCCAGGUAAAACAUGUUUUAUUGUUUUACUUCCUGAGCAUGUGACCAUACAUGAAUAAAUAAAGGAAAUGUAAA
Messenger RNA from Nothobranchius furzeri (turquoise killifish), 2601 nucleotides. It is a transcript of the gene ftr14l, whose product is annotated as finTRIM family, member 14-like. The record is from RefSeq and is a predicted model, not a curated record. Lineage: Eukaryota; Metazoa; Chordata; Actinopteri; Cyprinodontiformes; Nothobranchiidae. Gene Ontology annotation, molecular function: zinc ion binding; protein binding.